Laetiporus sulphureus 93-53 is the source of this 1023-nucleotide messenger RNA. RefSeq names its product RNA-binding domain-containing protein. Bases 37 to 645 code for a protein of 202 amino acids. Gene Ontology annotation, molecular function: RNA binding. The record is from RefSeq and is a predicted model, not a curated record. NCBI's taxonomy places the organism in Eukaryota, Fungi, Basidiomycota, Agaricomycetes, Polyporales, Laetiporaceae. The transcript is spliced from 6 exons.
CUUAAAUUGUUACUGGCUCUGAAGCAAGGUCUCACCAUGUCCGACGUUUCAGUCACAGAACCAUCGAAUCCCGCUUCGGAACCCAUUGUUGAUGAUGGAGAAGAGGAGGAGACUAAGGAGAUCAUGAUCAUGAAGCAGCGAGUGGAAGAGAUGGAAAGGGAAGCCAAUAUGCUACGGGAAAUGCAGGCUGCUGCAGAAAAGGCAGAGCGUGCCUCCACUGAGGCGGAAACAUCCACACCGAUGGAGAUGGACGAAGACCAGGUCGCGGCGGACAGUAGAAGCAUUUACAUCGGCAAUGUUGAUUAUUCCGCGACACCGGAAGAGAUACAGGCGCACUUCCAAGCAUGCGGUGUGAUCAAUCGAGUUACCAUCCUAUGUGACAAAUUCACUGGUCAUCCUAAGGGAUAUGCGUACGUAGAGUUUGCAGAAGCCGACCAUAUCGACGCCGCUCUCGCCUUGGACAACUCUCUUUUCAAGGGCCGUCUACUCAAGGUCACAGCAAAGCGAACUAACCUACCAGGUUGGAUGCGUGGACGUGGACGUGGGAGAGGAGGCUAUCGUGGUGGCUUCAGGGGCGGUUAUAGAGGCUCUUCCGGCUACAGUCCGUACCGUGCUCGUGGCAGAGGCAGAGGUCGAGGCCAUUGAUUCAAAAGGACGAUUGUCCAUCUUGCUUGCUCUGUUUGUAUGCUGUCACAUCGUAUUUAGUGUACUAGUUGGUCUCCUUGCCAUUUGCGCUUCCGACCCUUUUGUGCGAGCUACUAGCUUGCUUGAUACCUAUAGUCAUGCGGACGAAUGCCAGACUCGACGUCUGCGUUAUGUGGGUUCAAACUCGGGUUGCGUCAUCGUAUCAACGAAUGGAUGAAGCUAAGUAGUCUGCUCCUAUAUAGUGGCAACUGCCCAAUUUCUUGCAUGGACAGGAUAUAUGGCAGCUGACAGGGAUGACGGGAUGCUCGGUCUUGAGCGUCGUGCAUGCUCAUAGCAAUCUCAUGUGUUGUCUCUGUUCAAUACACUAGUACUCGGAGC